Molecule: messenger RNA, 2047 nt
Organism: Vicia villosa (hairy vetch)
Lineage: Eukaryota; Viridiplantae; Streptophyta; Magnoliopsida; Fabales; Fabaceae
Exons: 9
Coding region: 80-2047 (655 amino acids)
Biological process (GO): proteolysis
Molecular function (GO): cysteine-type peptidase activity
Source: RefSeq, a predicted model, not a curated record
GUGUGGUGAUAAAAUUAAAUAGUCUUUAAUAGUUUUGGUUUUAAUUCUUCAAUUAUUUUUUGAGGAUUGAAGAUUUAGUAUGUUAAGAGUACUUUAUCGAUCCAUUUAUUUUAAUUUUUAUCAGGUUCAAUGGAAUGAUACACGCCAACCAAAAGGAACCAAAAGCGCGGCUUUUGCUAGUUACAUUGGAUGUAUUACUCGUCGGUUUGUUCCAAUUACCGUGGAAAAUUGGAGAUCAAAAGACGACAUCUUGAAAACUUAUAAACAAAAUAUUUGGGAUGAGAUUCAGAAAGCUUAUGUGAUAGGAGAUGAACGUCGCAAUUUUAUAAUUAGUGAAGCUGGAAAGUUGUUUAGGGCAUUUAAAGUCAAAUUAAGAAUUAAAUACCUAAAAGAUAAGGAUGGUAAUGUUAAUAAAAAACCGCCGGAAAAAUAUUCUUACAUAACACAAGAGCAAUGGGAUAAGUUUGUCGCUCAUUGCACGAGUGAUGAUUUUCAGAAACUUAGUAGUGAAAAUCGAAAGAGAGCAUUAAAUCCUCUAUAUCCGUAUAGAAAAUCACGUUUGGGGUACGCUCGUCUUGAAGAAGAAAUGAAACAAAAGUCAAAUGAAGAGAGAAUACCCCGUUUUGAGUUGUGGAAAGCUGCCCGUGUGAAUAAGGAUGGAGAUAUUGACAAUGAUAAUGUUCAAAAAAUUGUGGAUAAAUGUGAGGCAUUAACACAGUCUUUAACUGAAGAAGAGAGAGGAGAAGACCUUGGUCGUAAUGACAUAUUAUUUCAGGCAUUAGAUCUUCCAGAGUACUCUGGGCGUGUGAGGAGUUAUGGUUUUGGUGUAAGUGCUAAAGACAUAUUUCCACGUCAAGCCCCCCCUACACAAGCACACAUUGAUAAAAUUUAUCUCAUGUUCAAUACAUUGACUAAGAGAUUGGAGACACUAGAGAGUGAGAAAUUAGAGAGAGAAAAGAAAGAGAGGACACAAGCUGAUGAAAUAUCAGAGAGACAUGAAUCUGAAAAAGUGGUUGAGAGGCAACAAAGCAAAGAAGUGGGAAGAAUGCGAUCAAUAGAUGAAAUUGUAGAGAGGAAACAAGCUGAAGAAGUGGGAGGGAGGCGAUCACCUGAUAAAGUUGUAGAGACACGACAUCCUAGUGACAAGGAUUCUUGCAACCCUGGUGCAGUUGAUAGCAUUCCAAAGGGCAUCUCUUCUAUCAAUAUGUAUCUAUCAUCUCCAAAUCGACAUUUGGUUGCUCGUGGGAAAUUAUAUAACAUUGGUAGUGAUGUCGUGCAUGGCAUAAAAUUACUACCCGGAUAUGUUAAAGUUAUGAUUGAAGUUCCUAUUGUGUCAGAUGCUCCACUGCCUAUAUCUGUUGAAUAUGGUGAUGUCUCGAUGGUUGGUCAGGCAAUAGGUACAAUCGUUCCAUGGCCAUUUAAAUUAGUUGACUUUGUUAAUGAAUGUCAAAAGAUACCUCGUAAAUUUCAAAGAAAGGAUAAGAAUGUCCAAUAUAGUGCUGAAUCAAUUGCAUCACCAAUCAAAAAUUCCGAAAAUCCAAAAAUUCAAGAGUUGCCAUCUAAAGUUGGGGGUUCAACUAGUUCUUCUACUUUACAAUUCCUUGAUAUGUAUGUAAAAAUGAUGAUGAAGCCCGAGUCGGUAAUUGAGAUAACCAUGGAGAAAAAUAUAUUUGGUGAGGAAUUUCAAGAGCAUGUACAUGUGGAGAACAUAAAGGAACUUAUUGAUCACAAGUGGUUAAGUGCUACUGUUAUUACAAUAUAUGUCAGGUACUUGUAUGACAAGUUCAUUACUCCGAACGGAUUAGUGAAUAAGUUCUCAUUCAUAUCUCCAUAUGUCUCAAGUGAUGAUAAAGAAGGUAAAAACAUAGCAAAAUUACUCUUGAUAAAUAAAGAGUUCAAGGAAAGGAUGAUUCUUGCCCCUUAUAAUUUUGGGAAUCAUUGGGUGUUGCUUGUCAUCAAUCUCAAUGCUGAGAUUAUAUAUUAUAUGAAUUCGGUGAAUGUUGAGCAUGAUAACUAUCAUGAUUUAAAAAUGAAAUUUGAAAAGUAA